Molecule: messenger RNA, 1490 nt
Organism: Trichogramma pretiosum
Lineage: Eukaryota; Metazoa; Arthropoda; Insecta; Hymenoptera; Trichogrammatidae
Gene: Rpn9
Product: 26S proteasome non-ATPase regulatory subunit 13
Exons: 5
Coding region: 1-1158 (385 amino acids)
Biological process (GO): ubiquitin-dependent protein catabolic process
Cellular component (GO): proteasome regulatory particle, lid subcomplex; cytosol; nucleus
Molecular function (GO): structural molecule activity
Source: RefSeq, a predicted model, not a curated record
AUGGCGGCUACCACUGCGCCGAAAGACGUGAGUGCCUAUCUCAGUCAAAAACAACGUUUGCCCGACCAAGAGCUCGCUGAUGAAUGGGCCAAGCUCGAGGAACUGCACAACAAAAAGCUUUGGCAUCAGCUGACUCUGAGUUUGCAGUCGUUCGUGCUCCAUCCAUCCCUGCAGAAAGAUGCAGCCCUCAUCGAAUUGUACAACAACUUUCUGUCCACCUUCGAGAGCAAAAUCAAUCCAUUAUCGCUGGUGGAAAUAGUUGCACACAUAGUCAAGCAGUACACGGACAAACCUAGUGCAAUUACAUUCUUGCAGAAAAUUGAACCCAAAGUUAAAAGUAAUCAAGAAGCUGUUGCACUUGUAAAAGUACUCAUUGGCCAAAUUUAUUUGAAUGAAUUAAAUGUUCAGGAUGAAACCAAAAAAAUUAUCGAAGAGGUUGAAGUUAUGCUGGAUGCAAUGGAUGGAGUUUCAUCUGUUCAUGGUAGAUUUUAUCUCCUAGCUAGCCGAUUGUACAGAUUACAAGGAAAACAUGCAGAAUAUUAUAGAACUGCUUUGAGGUAUUUAGGUUGUAUUGAGCUGAAUACUCUGAGUAGGUCAGAUCAAGAACAACAUGCCUUUUUCUUGGGUUUAGCUGCUUUAUUAGGAGAAGGUGUUUAUAAUAUUGGAGAGCUUCUUGCUCAUCCUGUACUGGAAUCACUCAAAGGAACACCAAAUUCUUGGCUUAUUGAUCUGCUGAAUGCAUUUAAUGCAGGUGAUAUAACUGCUUUGGAAAGACUGAAACCACAAUGGAGUCAGAUUGCUGAUCUUGCUGCUCAAGAAUUGAAAUUGAGACAAAAAAUAUCCUUAUUAUGCCUUAUGGAAAUGACUUUCAAACGCCAAGCUAAUAAUAGGCAAUUGACUUUUGAUGAAAUUUCUCAAGAGACUCAUUUACCAAUAGGUGAAGUUGAGCUUUUGGUAAUGAAAGCUUUGGCACAAAAUUUGGUGAGAGGUGCCAUUGACCAAGUUGCUGGUACUGUCAAUAUGACUUGGGUACAACCACGAGUUCUUGAUCGUUCACAAAUUUCUGGAAUGAUUCAACGUUUAGAUGUUUGGUGCAAAGAUGUUAAGUCAAUGGAAACUCUUUUGGAAAAUAGAGCCAAUGAAAUUCUUACACUCUAAUUGUUGAAAAACUUGUAAUGUGUUCCUUACUCGUUUAAAUACACAUAGGAAUUUGAUAACAUUUUUUAAACAGAGUUUUUGGUUAUUGAUUGCAUGCUGUAUUAUUUAAUGAAAGAAAUUGUAUUUUUACAACUGGAAAAUUAUAUUUUUGCGUGUGUUAUGAUUACCAUACUAUUCAUGCAAAAAUUUCAAACCCCAAAACAAUGAUUUUAAUGAAUAUUCUAAUAUGAUUCAAAGUGGAAUUAAUUUAUUUCAAAUAAAUAAUUUAAAAAGUUGAAUACUAAUAUAUAACUAGUGUACAUGAAUAAAAAUUAAAUAAACUUGAAUAACAA